Planococcus citri (citrus mealybug) is the source of this 2710-nucleotide messenger RNA. RefSeq names its product vitellogenin receptor-like. Gene Ontology annotation, cellular component: apical plasma membrane; signaling receptor complex; plasma membrane. Gene Ontology annotation, biological process: receptor-mediated endocytosis. The transcript has 15 exons. The coding region runs from base 389 to 2539 and encodes 716 amino acids. Gene Ontology annotation, molecular function: protein binding; hormone binding; calcium ion binding. The record is from RefSeq and is a predicted model, not a curated record. NCBI's taxonomy places the organism in Eukaryota, Metazoa, Arthropoda, Insecta, Hemiptera, Pseudococcidae.
UUCCAUACGUAACAACUGUACCUUACCUAUUCUACAUAUUUCUGUGUUAAUUUAUAUGCUUUUGCUAAUUUAAAUCAGAUUUUAAAUUUGACUUAUCUUUAGAGCGAUGCACUCGAUGAAUAUCUGUUCUGUACUCGAUAUUUUUCCCUCGGUUAUUUGCGAAAAAUCAAAACUAUAGAUAAAUAAUCAACACAUAACUUGACAAAGGAAGUUUUCGUUGCUAUAUUGAGCUAUUAUGGCACUAAAUACUUAGUUGUAUUUUUCGUUAGAAUUCUACAUUCGAUAAGAUUGGCAGGUUGAACUUCCGCUGUAUACAAGAUUCUCUUUCGUGCUGACGUCUUCGUUGGACCAUGCAAAUUAUUCAAACGAAUGUGUAGUUGGAAUUUUAAUGUUGAAAAUGAAAGCGCAAUUUACGGGAGUGUUAAUAGUACUGUGUCUUCACGUUUUAAAAUGUCAUUUGGCUGCAGGACAUGGAAAUCUUUUUGACUUAUUCGAAUCAAGAGAAUCAAACGACGAUUGUAAUAGUAAUAAAGUGUGCGAUGGCAGGUGCAUCGAUUUGGCGCAAAUAUGCGAUGGUGAGGUCAAUUGCGCGGAUGGAUCGGACGAGGAAGAUUGCGAUUAUAUAAAAUGCCUUAGUCCCAGGUAUUUCAAAUGCCUCGAUUCAAAAUGCAUUCCUUCCUCGUCCGUAUGUAAUCGAAUCAAAGAUUGUGAUGGCGAUGAAGAUGAAAUCGCUUGCCAUGAUCUGCCGGGAAGUGAUGGAUGUACUAAUUCGAGCUUUCGCUGUGGUAAUAACUUCUGUAUUCCGGAAGCAUGGACUUGCGAUGGCCAUACUGAUUGCGCAGAUAGCAGCGAUGAAACAGUCGGAUGUACAAUGAAAAUAUGCAAAGUCAACGAGUUCAAGUGUAAGAAUAAUAUGUGUAUACCUUUGUCAUUUCGAUGUGAUGGUAUGCCCGAUUGCCGCGAUAAAUCGGAUGAAGAACAUUGUGAAUACCCGGUUUUGGAUAUGAACAACUGCACGUUAAAUAAUUAUAAAUUCGCUUGCAAAGACAAAUUAAAGUGCAUCGAUGUCCAGAAAACAUGUGAUCUUCAUAAAGAUUGUUUCGAUGGUUCGGACGAAGGAGGAGCUUGUUCCAGCGCCGAAAUCAAUGAAGUCUGUUCCAACUGCACGUAUAAGUGUGUUCGCACUCCAGAAACAACUGUUUGCGUUUGUCCCGAUGGGUUUAUUCUGGAUAGUAACAACAGAUGUCAAGAUGUAAACGAGUGCGAAGUAUACGGUAUAUGCGAUCAAAAAUGUUUCAAUACCGAAGGAUCAUAUUCCUGUGGAUGCGAUUCGUUAUACGUAUUACAAAGCGAUGGGAGAACUUGCAAAAUGAACGAUGAAGAUGCGGUGUUGUUGUAUUCGUCGAUGUCCGGCAUUAAAGGAAUACAUGUGCAGAGUCUUCGUAAUUUCAGUAUAAUCGAUUACAAUAUGGUUUCUUCCGGAGUGACCGCGGCUGGUUCCAGUAUUUAUUGGACAGUGGUUCAACAAGGGUUGACUGGAAUAUAUAAAGCAUCCAUGGAUAAUUAUAAUAAGUCACAUUUGAUAAUAAGUUCUGGCUUAGGCACUCCGGAGGAUCUCGAUGUAGAUUGGAUAACUGGAAAUAUUUACUUUACGGAUUCUGAAUUUAAACGUAUCGGUGUUUGUAGUAGUGAUGGUGGGGUUUGUAGUAUCCUUCGUUCAGGAAAUAUUGAUAAACCGAGCUCUAUUACUCUUUCGCCGGAAAAUGGAAUACUUUUUUGGACCGAUUUGGGAUCGAAACCUAUGAUAGGAAAAUCCGGGAUGGACGGUUCCAAAGCAGAAGUAUUCGUUUCUGAAAAUAUCGAUUGGCCGAAUGGAAUUUGCUCUGAUACUCCUAAUGAACGAGUGUAUUGGGUAGAUGCGAAGCACCAUAGUAUAGAAUCCAUCAAAUUUGAUGGAACUGAUCGAAGGGUGGUCUCGUCUGAAUAUGUGAAAUCGCCUUCCUCUAUAUCUAUUUUUGAAAAUAAAUUAUAUUGGAGUAAUUCGGAUGGAAAUGAAAUUUUGGAAUGUGACAAAUUCACUGGGAAAAACCGAAGAAGUUUGAUUCGAAAUGUGUCCAAUACGGUAUACAGUAUUCAUGUACAACAUCCAUCACAUAACAAAAGAGCGAUUGUAAAUCCAUGUGCUAGUGAUGAUAAUCCUUGUAGUGAUAUGUGUUUGUUAGCUCCUGGUCCAAAAAAGAGUUUAAGUUUUUCGUGUGCUUGCCCCGACAACAAAGAGCUGAGCAAAGAUUCAAAAACUUGUUUAAUAAACCCUUAUUCGUUGAUUAAGGCAUUCAGAAAUAAUAUACACCUCAUUGAGCACAAAAAUUUGGGUUAUCCUGAUAUUGGAAAUAUCGCAUUGGAUGUUGAGUCGGUUGUUUCCAUGACUUACUCAUCAAAAAGUCGAAUAGUGAUUGCUGAUUCUAAAUCAAAUCUCAUCAAUUCAUACGAUUGGACUAGCGGCGAAGAAAAGAAAAAAUCUCAAGGCGUGGAUAGUUGAAGGACAGCCAAAUCAGAUUUAGGGCUGGUUUUUUAACGUUCAAAAGAAUUUUACUCUCGGUUAGCGAGUAACCGACCUACUCAUUCAGUCAUAUUCAUAUUAUAUCAAAUUAUCGUUUACGUGCAUGUUGUACUAGUAACUAAAUAAAUACACAGUGUUUGUUAAUGAGAA